Messenger RNA from Cydia pomonella (codling moth), 2083 nucleotides. RefSeq names its product alpha-tocopherol transfer protein-like. The transcript has 8 exons. Bases 162 to 1091 code for a protein of 309 amino acids. Gene Ontology annotation, molecular function: phosphatidylinositol bisphosphate binding. Gene Ontology annotation, cellular component: membrane. The record is from RefSeq and is a predicted model, not a curated record. NCBI's taxonomy places the organism in Eukaryota, Metazoa, Arthropoda, Insecta, Lepidoptera, Tortricidae.
UCAUUUGGCUCGUUCAGUUGCCCAACACAAGAGUUUAGCGCGCUUGCCGGUCCACUCAGUGCGUCUCGAUCGACGGCGGCAGGCGCACGUCUAAGUUCAAAAUAACUUGAACUUUCGCAAUAACUUUUAAACUUUUAAGUGCGAGGACGACCGGUUAAAAAAUGACGGCAGCCACUUUAGUUCAGCCCACGGGUGAACUGUGGAAGAAGACCAGAAUCGAGCUGAAUGAAGAUCAGAACACGAAGGACCGCGAUCUCGAUAUCAUCAAGGAGUGGCUGAGAAAGCAGCCGCAUCUGCCGGAUGAGUUUGACGAGCAAUGCCUACGUAACUUCCUCCGCGGCUGCAGCUACUCCCUUGAGAAGACCAAGCGCAAGCUGGACAUGUACUUCACCAUGCGUGCCGCGUGCCCCGAGUACUUCUGCAACCGCGACAUGAGCCGGCCGGAGUUGAUCGAUCUGGCUAACAGAGCUCAAGGCCCACCGCUGCCAGGCCUAACCCCGAACGGUCGUCGUGUCACUAUCUGCAGAGGAAUAGACAAGAACGUUGACACCCAUCAGCUGAUCGACGCGUUCAAAAUGGCGAUGAUGAUCGGCGACGUACGACUGAAAGAGGAGAUAGAGGGAGUUGGAGGAGAUGUUUACAUUCUAGACGCUUCCAUCGUGGCCCCAAGCCACUUGGCAAAGAUUUCACCCACCGCUGUGAAAAAGUUCUUAAUUUGUGUGCAGGAAGCCUACCCAGUGAAGCUGAAAGAAGUGCACGUAGUGAACGCGUCGCCACUCAUCGACAAAAUCAUCAACUUCGUGAAGCCUUUCCUCAAAGAGAAAAUCAGGAAACGGAUCUUCUGCCACACCGACCUGUCGACUUUGUACGAACACGUCCCACAGGAGAUGCUCCCGGAAGAGUAUGGUGGCAACGGAGGAUCCCUUGCCGAUAUUAACAAAGCAUGGCAGGCGAAGCUGACCGAAUAUACGCCCUGGUUCAAGGCCCAGGAGUCAGUGAAGGCCAACGAAGCACUCCGGCCGGGACGGCCCACCAACUACGACGAGCUGUUUGGCAUCGAUGGCUCUUUUCGACAGCUCUCUAUAGACUAGAUGUGUUCACGUCUGGACGCAGUUUGGCGUAAAGAAAUUACUUUAAGGACUUUCUCAUUCAAGUGGUGGCGUAACGCCAAAAAAGUAUUGACCUUUUUAACCAGUGAUUGGAAAUAUUUUGUGGAAUCAAAACUUUUAAAUUUUACAAAAGACGAAAAAUGCACGUGCUAUAAUAAUGAUGCAAGCGUUCAAAUGUGGCUUCACUAGGUCUAGCUCAGGUGCAGCGCGACAGUAUCUCAUCUGCGAGAUAGAUUACCACUCUUAUUAUCUCGAUAUCAAUUAGAGAGGAACGGGUAGUCUCUCUCGCGGAAAUACUGUCGCGCCGCUCCUUAGGCCUACAGCAGCAAAGAAUAGAUACCAUACACCAUAGAAUUUGAGACGAGUACCGCCGUGGCCACCCGGUCUAGUGGUCAGGAUGUUAGCCGCGUAAACUGAAGAUUCCAUUUCGAUUCCCGCCUCGGCCACCGGUGGAGUUGGUCACUUUUUCUUUAGUGUAUGAUAUCUAUAUUUCAGUUUAUAGCAGUAAAGUUCCUUAAAACACAAGCUAAAUACAUAUAAUAUGGCUUGCAUCUUUACUAAAAUACUUCUUUAAACUGAGUACUAAAUUGUGACGUAUGCAUAGCUCACUGUGGCGAUCUUUUUAGGGCUUUGUAAUUGAUUUAAGACUGUAAUUUUAAGAUAAACAGAAGGAUAUUUUGAACUUAAGUCCGUUGUCUUAAAUAGUUUUUUUAGUUGCUUAUAUUGAAUACCUUUUUUACAGUGGCUUAGGGAAAUUAUGUGUUUAAAAAGUGUUACAUUUAUGUUUUUUAUUUGUAUUUCGUGAUAUUAAUGUUGUAAGGGCUAUUUUCUUUAUAUCCUUAUUUUACGUCUAUUGCGUAUAUUGAAGUGGGUAAAAUAAGGUUACCGUUUACUUUAAUAUCAUCCUUAUAGCUACCCUACUUAUUUUUAGGUUUACUCUUUCAGUUUUAUAAUAAAUAUCGAUUAAAUAUAAA